This is a messenger RNA of Xiphophorus couchianus (Monterrey platyfish), 6579 nucleotides long. It is a transcript of the gene lrrc7, whose product is annotated as leucine rich repeat containing 7. Gene Ontology annotation, biological process: cell-cell adhesion; receptor clustering; embryo development. Gene Ontology annotation, cellular component: adherens junction; postsynaptic density; postsynaptic membrane. The coding region runs from base 849 to 5798 and encodes 1649 amino acids. NCBI's taxonomy places the organism in Eukaryota, Metazoa, Chordata, Actinopteri, Cyprinodontiformes, Poeciliidae. Gene Ontology annotation, molecular function: protein kinase binding. The transcript is spliced from 33 exons. The record is from RefSeq and is a predicted model, not a curated record.
GCAAAAGAAAAAGAAAUUAAAAAAUAUAACAGAGGCUCUAAUCCUCUUCUGUGGAUAAAAAUAAGAUUUUGGAAGCUGCAUCAUAUGUUUAAAUCUGCCCUAAUUUCAUCAAUUAAAAACAAACAAAUAAAUAAAAAUGGUAAGCUUCUCAAACAAAAACAAAACAAAAAUAACAUGGCAGCUGCCUUUUGGUUAAACUUCUACUCAUAAUUCUUAUACCUGCCCGUAUUGUGACCAGCUACUUCCUCUCUUUUUGUUCUUUUGUGUCAAAGUCAAAACCAGCGAACAUUUAACGAGCACAAACUUGUGCGCAAGCGCAAAACGCACGUACUCGCGAGUCCUGGUUCCAUCUUCAGCCAUCUCUUCGCAAUGCCUCGCUCUCUCCUCCCUCUCCUCUUUCCUCGGAGGACAGAUGGGAGGAGACGCUUCUGCUGAACGUGUUGGGUCUGUUGUUUUUUUUUUUAUUCCUGCAGCGGAGAAAACGCCUCUGCUCUCCGUCGGUCACAGGUCCGAUCAUUCACAUCCUCACGCCGCAGGUCUCUCUCUUUCUGCGGGGUGUGCCCGCAUCUUUCUUCUUCUUCUUUUUUGGACCGAGGACAAAUAGUAACUAACUGGAGGCGCCGCGCUGUCUUUGUGUGAAAGCUGCUGAAGUGGAUUUAAAUUUUCCUAAAAAUGAGCGUGGGACCAGAUGCGCUCGUCUCAUCCGUUCUCUGGCCGCUGCUUGCGCGGGUACUUGUCCCGGUUACGGACCGGUUCGACUGAUCCCCGUUCGAUGCUGCAGAAUCCACAGGGACCAAUAAAUAAAGAGAUUUUCCUAAGAACCGGAUUCACCAGCAGCAUCCUGCCAGAUGGAUAACUACUCCGCGUUACCACUGCAGUGUCUGGAGAUGACCACCAAACGGAAGCUGAUUGGCCGGCUGGUGCCGUGCCGCUGUUUCCGUGGUGAAGAGGAAGUGAUCUCAGUGCUGGACUACUCUCACUGCAGCCUUCAGCAGGUCCCAAAGGAAAUAUUCAGUUUCGAGAGAACCUUAGAGGAACUCUACCUGGACGCCAACCAGAUCGAAGAACUACCCAAGCAACUCUUCCAGUGCCAGGCCCUAAAGAAGCUGAGUUUGCCUGAUAACGACCUUUCCAAUCUUCCCACCACCAUCGCCAGCCUGGUUAACCUCAAAGAGUUAGACAUUAGUAAAAACGGAAUCCAGGAGUUUCCAGAUAAUAUAAAAUGCUGUAAAGGCCUGUCUGUGGUAGAAGCUAGCGUCAACCCCAUUACCAAACUCCCAGAUGGUUUCACGCAGCUUCUGAAUCUGACCCAGCUCUUCUUGAAUGAUGCCUUCCUGGAGUAUCUGCCUGCUAACUUUGGCAGGCUCUCCAAAUUACGGAUUCUGGAGCUGAGAGAGAACCACCUGAAAACCAUGCCAAAGUCCAUCCACAGACUGACACAGCUGGAGAGGCUGGAUCUGGGGAGCAACGAAUUCUCCGAAAUGCCAGAGGUGUUGGAACAGAUGCACAGCCUUAAGGAGCUGUGGCUGGAUAACAACUCUCUACAGUCUAUACCUGGGUCUAUAGGGAAGCUUCGCCAGUUGCGGUACUUGGAUUUGGCCAAGAAUCGCAUUGAGACGUUGGAUAGUGACGUCUCUGGCUGUGAGGCCUUAGAAGAUCUGCUGCUGUCCUCCAACAUGCUGCAGCACCUGCCGGACUCUAUAGGAAUGCUAAAGAAGCUGACCACUCUAAAGGUAGAUGACAACCAGCUGACCUCACUGCCUCACACCAUUGGGAGUCCGAAGCCAAAGCAAGGCCUAUCUCUGUUGGAGGAAUUGGACUGCAGCUGUAAUGAGUUGGAGUCGUUGCCUCCCACCGUCGGCUACCUGCACAGCUUGAGAACUUUUGCUGCAGAUGAGAACUUCCUCACACAGCUGCCGCGGGAGAUCGGUAACUGCAAGAACGUGACGGUGAUGUCACUUCGGUCCAACAAGCUGGAGUUUCUGCCUGACGAAAUCGGACAGAUGACCAAACUGCGCGUGCUCAACCUCAGCGACAACAGGUUAAAGAAUCUACCGUUUACCUUCACCAAGCUGAAGGAUCUGGCAGCUCUGUGGCUCUCAGACAAUCAGUCCAAAGCUUUGAUCCCGCUGCAGACGGAAGCCCACCCUGAAACCAAACAGAAAGUUUUGACCAACUACAUGUUUCCACAACAGCCCAGGCAUGAUGAAGAUUACCAGUCGGAUAGCGACAGCUUUAAUCCUACACUGUGGGAAGAGCAAAGACAGCAGAGGAUGACUGUGGCCUUUGACUUUGAGGACAAGAAGGACGAGGAAGACAACUCUGGGAAGGUCAAGGUGGAGAUAAACCUGAAGCGCUACCCAACGCCGUACCCUGAGGAUCUGAAGAACAUGGUCAAAUCAGUGCAGAGUCUUGUGGGUAAAAGCAUGCAUCCAGGACAUGGGCACCAGCAUCAGCUGAGCUCAGGCACUGCCACCUCAGCAGGAACCAACAUGGAGCAUGCACACCUCAGCAAAGAGCAGUACGAGCCUCCGUGGCCCCUGCCCCCAAAAGAGUUGAUGCAGGUGUUUGAUUCAUUUGACGGACGAAAUGAAACUGUUUGCCAGGUGACCGACAGAGAGAUGCAGGACUUCUCUCAGUCUCAGCUAAUGGAUCAAGGACCAAUGCAUAAUUCUGGCAUCGACAUCCCCAAGAGGAAGGACAAGGAGGACUUGACAGAAAGUUCGGAGGACUCGAUGGGCGGCUCUCCUAAUGACAUCCGUAUCUCCGAUAUGAGGCCAACGCUGGUGGAGCCACCAAUGUACAAACCAAAGGUGGUGCUGCUGGGGAAGGAUAAGAAAGAGUCGACAGACGAGGAGGUCGAUAAGCUCCACUGUCUGAACCACAGCGGCUCCUCGGCCACCUACUCCGACUACUCACCCUCACAGGGCUCCUCGGGCUCCUCCAAUCCAUCCGCCAACACACACUCACACACACACCCUCAUGCGCACGCACACACUCCUGCCCUGCCCACCCCCAGUAAGGACCAGGCCCCUCAAACACACUGGACCAACAGACUUGCACAGUCAUUCCCAAAGCCUAUUGACUCCAAGCCCCUGCUGUCUCAGAGAGAAACCCCUCCAUCGGGAACGCUGCAGCAACGGGGAGAUCGGCGUCCACUCAGCGAGCCUUUUGAUUGGUCGGAGGCUCAACACUAUGACAACACGGGUUUUGACGCUGAGGAGUCUCAGAUGGACCCGAUGUCUUCUCAUACAAGUCAGGGUAAUCCGCCGCUGGGCUCCAAACCCCGCAGCCAGUCGGCUCAUGGACGCCGGCCCCUCCUCAGGCAAGAUCGAAUCGUAGGAGUCCCCUUGGAGCUGGAUACCCAGACGCUCCCCUACCACGGUAACCAGCGCUCCACCCCGGAUAACGACCCACAAUCCUCUGGACCUUCUUCCCAAAAUCCCUGGCAGAAUUGGACCAGGACGCCCAGCCCAUUGGAGGACAGGACUGCUUUCCCCUCAAAGCUGGACCUGACGCCAACCUCAAGCCCCAAUCCUGACCGUAAGGACAUGGACUCAAGACUGGAGCAGGGCUCAGGACCUUUGCCCGGAUCCUGGACGUAUCACAACAGCCAGGGGGAGCAGAUCAGGAAGGAUCAGCUCAUCGUCAGCGGGGGAAACAAGGUCACAGUGGUGAUGAGUAAAAGCUCUGACCGACUUUCCCCCAUGAUGAAGGAGACCAGAUCCAAGUUUAAGAAGUCCCAGAGCAUUGAUGAGAUCGACAUUGGCUCCUAUAAAGUCUACAGUAUUCCUAUGGAAAGCUACAGUUCAUCCAUUGAGCAGCAGACCAGUUUGGACCGCCCAGAGCUCCCUGGUUCCAUGGAGCAGACCAGCAUGUCACGGUCUCAGUCUGCCCCCAUGUUAGAUGAUGAGCUGGGCUUCCCAGGACACGGAGGCGGCAACCAGAAUCAGUCUGGACAAAAUCAAAAACCUGCCAUUCCUCACAAGGCCUAUCAUUUUGACCAGAACUACAACCCCCAGGUGACCAUAGAUCGCAGGAUCCCUCCUCCCUUCCCUAACACACCAGAUUAUGUAAACCACUCCUCAAAGGCCAUGGAUUACUUGAGUCAACCGGGAAAGACGCUACCCAAGGAGCUUGUGAGUCCUCGGUAUCGCGCGUAUCCACCGCUGGAGAUGUUUUCAUUCCCCCAAGCCUCAAUCAACCAGGACGGCCCGUCCAGCCAGCAGCAGCAAACGAUCUCAACUCAGCGCUCCAGGCCAGGCUUUCUGAGGAGAGCCGACUCUUUGGUGAGCUCUACUGAGCUUGCCUUGUUUCGCAGAGUUCAUGAAGCCCAGCAGGAGGCGCUACAGGAAGCUCAGUACAAGCAUCAGAUGGACCCGCCUCAUUACAGUCGGGCUCUUGCCUACUCGUCCCCCAUGGAGCAUUCUGCCCUCACCAACAUGUCUGACAACCAAAAUCAGAUGAUGCACAACAAGAGAAAUGGUCGCUACGACGACGACUACACCACUUACCAGGAGCAGAAGAAGCCCAUGAUUGGUUAUCCGACCAAAAGUCUGACUCAACGUCGCCCCCUGUCUGCUAGGAGCUACAGCACCGAAACGUACGGAGCAUCUCAGGCCCGCCCCGUGUCGGCUCGCCCCACCAUGGCUGCCCUGCUGGAGAAGAUGCCGCCCGACUACACCCUGGCCACCUUCCCCGAGAAACCGUCUGAGGACACCAUCAAAGUGAGACCCGUCGUCCCGCAGAAACCCGAGGACAUCACCUCCAAGAUGCCCGCCGACUGGAGGCAGCAACUCCUCAGGCACAUAGAGGCCAAACGGUUGGACAGGAGUGGUGUCCUAAAGCACAACACGCUCACCCUGGGCAUGCUCUAUCAGGGCGGGGGUCACGGCCAGGGGCGCAGCACCACUUUGAACUUUAACCUUUACAAUAACACUAGGCAUGAGCCCCCUGCUGGCCGCUGGCUGCCACUACCUCCGCCUCCGUCUGCCAUCAUCACGCCGUCUCAGCAGGCUGCAAUGCUGGAUAAUGACCAGGAGGGGGUGACAGGGAGCAACCAGUGGGCUCCCUACUCACUUGGUCGGAGAGACGUUCCGCCUGAGAACCUCAUGAAAAAGGGCGGACAUUCACACAACCCCUCCCAUCAGUCACACAACACCAUGAUCGUCACCUCCACCUCCUCAUCCUCAGCCACCGUGCCUCACCGCGUUGUCGGGCAGCAGGUUUAUGACGGGAUGAUGAACAAGGGGGGCCAAUACCAACAGGGAAUGUCGCUGUCAGUGGUACCAGCAGGCGGUCCGGGCCAGUACCAAGGCAACGUCUCACAGGGCCUCCCCUCCCCUGGCCAGGCGUACCCCAGUGGCGGCCUCCCCAUGGCGCUGUCAUCAUCUGGAAACCAAUCUCAGUACAACCCCCACACCUCCCAUCAGCCAGCUACCAAUCCGCAGUACCACGUGAAUCAGGGCAUGACCCACAGCAACCAGGCCGUCAUGGCGACCCACACCAACCCCCGGCCUCAGAGCGCUCGCUGCCUGCUGCAGACUAAAGGCCAGAAAAGCACGGAUGGUUUCCAAGAGCAGCUGUGUGUGAGGAUAGAGAAGAACCCCGGCCUCGGCUUCAGUAUCUCUGGCGGCAUCAGCGGCCAGGGGAACCCCUUCAAACCCUCCGACAUGGGUAUCUUUGUUACUAGGGUACAGCAUGACGGGCCCGCCGCCUCCUCACUGAAGCCCGGAGACAAGAUACUGCAGCAUGACUGUGUAGCUCCUCCUCUUCUCUCUCUUUUCCCCCAACAGUGAUGUGUUACUGAGAUAAUGAUGGCAGUGACCCUCCAUCCUCCCACAAAACACUCACACAUUGACAUGUGUAUGGAAAAUCUGCAGAACACAUACCUCUAUACACACAUGCGCACACACACACAUUGCUGUUGACUGUGCUGCGUGUUUGCCUUGCAGGCUAACGGACAUAGUUUUUUACACAUGGAGCACGAGACAGCCGUCUCUCUGCUGAAGAGUUUCCCUCGGACCGUGCACUUGGUGGUUCUGAGAGACGGCAGCACGCCAUAGAAAUAGUUUUAUAACAAACAAACCCACUUCCCAGCUCUACUCAUCUCCAUUCAACUCUACCCCACCUGCCCUCUGCUGGUGGCUUGUGGAACUGACAUAUGAGCCUUCUGUUUUUUUCUUCUUUUUCUUCUUCUUCUUGUUUUUUGUAACCUUUUUAAAGGAACACACAGACAUCUAUUUGCCUAUUGCUGGACCAAAGGCAAAUACUAGUGCCAAAAGUACCAUGGGAAACAUCUCUUCUCUUCUGUCUACCAGAGGUCAGCGACCUGAUUGACGGACGGACAGACGGACCAUGAAAGGAUGCAACACUUUUCAGUUCCUUCACAGCUGCUGCAGUUUGGAUAUUGUGGUUGUUUUCGAAUGAGGCAGCUUUUCCAUCAGCCAGUCAGAUUUUAGUUAUUUUUUAUUGGAGGAUUUAAAAAAAAUGUUUUUGCUUUCCUUCACUUUCUUAGUUAACUCCAGUAUGUAACUUUUUUUUUUUUACAUAUUUAUUGAAACUGUCACUAUUUCACUA